AUGCAGGAGCUGAAGGCACAAGGGAAAUAUCCUGGGGAGGAGGGGGAGGAGGAUGACGACGACAAUGAUGAAGAAGGAGAUAGUGAUGAGUCCGAGUCGUCUUUGAGUGAAAACAAUUGUAAACCACGCGAUUACAUUGGCUGUGUUGUGGUCAAGUAUGUGGAGGCCCUUGAAAAUGAGGACUUGGGUAUAACACCAUUGAUGGCGGUGUCAAAAAUCUUGGAUCGUUUCUCAUCUAUUCGUGACGUUCAUUUAGUGCGGAGCAGCAGUUCUUCGUCGACGAAUGGAGACGCUACAGACGAGGGGCAGGCUGUACACGUAAUUGAUCUGCUUCUAGAGAACAAUGGGGAAUCAGAGAAAAUGACAGCACCAAUGCUACCGUCGCCGGGGGAUACUGUGGAGAUUUUGGUUCCUAAUGAUAAUGACACAAGCAGCAGUGGUCGGGUUGGGGAAGUGGAGAAACUGUGCAGCCGGCUAGGGGUCAGUCCUGAUCAGUGGUGCGAGCUUCACCGCUCUCCGUUUGUCCCUCCGGACCACUUUCCACCUUGGCUGCCACUUCGGCGUCGGAUUCAAAUACGAACGCUAUUCGCGUAUUUUGUCGACAUAAAUAGUUCUGGCUACCUUCUGCGGCCAACUUUCUUUCAAACAUUGUUACGUAUUGCAACAUCAAGCAAAGACACCCAGUUUGCAGCAGAUACCACUGGAAAGGACCUGGGCUCUAUAGAACUGUUGGAAACCUGUGCCUCAAAGGAGGUGGCUCCGUUCGUUUACAAAACAGUAAUGAACAACGGAGCACCACUCUGUUACCCGAGGCUUAUUGAUAUGCUUGAUAUUUUUCCCUUUAUACGGCUUCCCAUUGCACGACUUCUGGAGGUGAGCGGACCAUUGCGACCCAGGAAGUUCAGUGUGGUAGAUUAUACUACUAGGGAUUCUUCUGCAGGGACGUGUCUGCGCUCCGUGCAAUUAUGUCUUCGCAGUGUUGACAUCACUGAGAAGAAGAGGUCUGGCGACACUGGAGGUGAGAAGAAGAGUGACGCGGUGCAUGUCCUCGCCGGGCUUUUGCGUGAUGCUGCAUCUCGUCGCCAAAGUAUCAAUGGGUCUCCUGGACAUGUCUUCACGGGACACGCGUCGCAUCCACUCUGCAACUUUUCUUCGCGACCACACAAAAUUCCAAUGUAUGCGGGUACCAAAUUGUUUGAUACUACCCCCUUUGCAAAAGGUCUGAAAGGAGCAUUGCUGCGGCUUGCCACACAGCCAAUGACGACAGCAGCUACAUUUCCAGCGAUGAUACUCGUCGGUGCAGGGACGGGUAUCGCACCUUUGGUAAGUGUUGUUCACGAGCUUUUGCGCCAACGCCAAGCUGGUAUGUGGUCAGAAGUGAAGAACCCUGGUUGUUGGGUGAUUUACGGCGCAAGGAAUCUUGCAGAGCUUGUUUUCCACAAACAACUCCAGGAGGCGCUGAAAUUAAACGUCAUUUCUCGCUAUGAUGUGGCGCUUUCCCGUUCAAAUGAGCAAGUUUACCCGAAGUAUGUUACGGAUGUGUUGGAUUCUCAUGCCGAUGUGCUUCGGUCUGCGCUUCUUGAAAAUGAUGCGCAGCUGUUUGUGUGCGGACCUGUGACAGUUUUAAGGUCUUUACGGCGACGAUUAAUGGACCAUAUCUUGGCCUCUAGUGAUGACGACGAGAGCAUGCGUGAACAACGCGUGCUGUUGUUGGAGAAAAAAGGACAGCUUAUGUUUGAUGUCUGGGGCACGGUAAAUGUCUUUGAAUGA
Messenger RNA from Trypanosoma grayi, 1770 nucleotides. RefSeq names its product putative oxidoreductase. The record is from RefSeq and is a predicted model, not a curated record. The transcript has a single exon. Bases 1 to 1770 code for a protein of 589 amino acids. NCBI's taxonomy places the organism in Eukaryota, Euglenozoa, Kinetoplastea, Trypanosomatida, Trypanosomatidae. Gene Ontology annotation, cellular component: cytosol. Gene Ontology annotation, molecular function: flavin adenine dinucleotide binding; NADPH-hemoprotein reductase activity; FMN binding.